AUGUCUGAAACUAUUCCCAAGACCCAGAAGGCAAUUGUUUUCUAUACCAACGGCGGCGACCUGGAGUACAAAGACAUCGAAGUUCCAACCCCUAAGCCUACUGAGCUGCUUAUCAACAUCAAGUAUUCCGGUGUGUGUCACACGGACUUGCACGCCUGGAAAGGCGAUUGGCCCUUGGACACCAAGCUACCUUUGGUCGGGGGCCACGAGGGUGCCGGCGUGGUUGUCGCCAUGGGCGAAAACGUCAAGGGCUGGAAAGUCGGCGACUUGGCCGGUGUCAAGUGGUUGAACGGCUCGUGCAUGUCGUGUGAGUCGUGCGAGCUUGGAAAUGAGUCCAACUGCCCAGAGGCAGAUUUGUCCGGCUACACCCACGACGGGUCGUUUCAGCAAUACUGUACAGCCGAUGCUGUGCAAGCUGCGAGGAUUCCAAAGGGCGCAGAUUUGGCGGAGGUGGCUCCAAUCUUGUGUGCUGGUGUCACCGUAUACAAGGCUUUGAAGUCUGCCCACUUGCGCGCUGGAGAGUGGGUGGCUAUUUCGGGUGCUUGUGGUGGUUUGGGUUCCUUGGCUGUGCAAUACGCCAAAGCCAUGGGCUACCGUGUCGUGGGUAUUGAUGGCGGCGACGAAAAAGAGGAAUUGUUCUCGAAGUUGGGCGGGGAGGUCUUUAUCGACUUCCGCAAGUCCAAGGAUGUUGAAAAGGAUGUGCUAGCGGCCACAAACGGUGGUGCUCACGGUGUCAUCAACGUUUCCGUUUCGGAGGCUGCCAUCGAAUCUUCAACUCGUUACGUGAGAUCCAACGGUACAGUAGUGCUAGUCGGUCUACCAGGUGGCGCCAAGUGCAAAUCAGACGUUUUCAACCAGGUUGUCAAGUCCAUUUCCAUUGUUGGUUCUUACGUUGGUAACAGAGCUGACACCAGAGAGGCUUUGGACUUCUUCGUUCGUGGUUUGGUCAAGUCUCCAAUCAAGAUUGUCGGGUUGUCGGAACUAGCAGACGUGUUCCAAAAGAUGGAAAAGGGCCAAAUUGUCGGUAGAUACGUUGUUGACACCUAUAAAUGA
Messenger RNA from Lachancea nothofagi CBS 11611, 1053 nucleotides. Lineage: Eukaryota; Fungi; Ascomycota; Saccharomycetes; Saccharomycetales; Saccharomycetaceae. The record is from the annotation of a GenBank genome assembly.